GGGGUGGGGCUGCAGUGUGUCUGUGGGUGUUUGCUAGGAACCUGUCUGCUUGUUGCAUUGUGGAGUGUGGAGCAUUGGGGUGUGGGUCUGGGCUCUGUGUGUGUGUGUGUGUGUGUGUCCCCGAGCAGCACAGAGGGGUAUGGCGCCCUCGCCGGGAGCUGGGCACGCCGGCUGGGGCGAGGCAGGCGUGACCCCGGUGACCUGCGGCUCGCCUGCCUGGCACGGGGCCGGGCGUGUGUCCCCCCGGCCGGCCUGUCUCUGAGGCCAGAGACGUGGGGCUGGCGCGGCAGGGCCCCGGGGCGCGCGUGGGAGGUGACGCUUUCCUGUUUGCCAGCGAGGGGGGAAGCGAAAGCUGCAACUGCUGUUCUCUGAGCUCCCGCGGUGCCAUGGCCUGGCCCGGCGGCUUCCUGCUCGUGGCCCUGCUCCUCGGCCACUGCCUGGACACCGGGACCAGCAAGGCAGGGCUGAAGCUCUGGGCCGAGGACCCCAUGGCCCUGGGGUCCCCCCUGCAGCUUCACUGCAAGUUCCUGGGCCAGGAGCACAUCACCCUGGUGAGCUGGUGGCGCUGGGGGCAGAACCGGAGCCGUGAGGACCUGGCCGUGAUGCACCCCACGCACGGGGCCCACGUGCUCCCCGCGGUCCAGGGCCGCCUGUGGGUCACCAACGUGUCCGACGACAGGCAGGUGGGACUCACGGUGCCCAGCCUGGACCUUCAGCACAACGGCACCCGUUACUGCUGCAAGUUCUCCACCUUCCCCUCGGGCGUGUCGGAGCAGUGCCUCCCGGUCCUGGUCCCGGAGCCCGCCGCUGACCCCUCCCCGGCCCCCCACUCCUUGGGCCGCGCCUUCCUGCGCGCCGACGUGCUGGGGACCCUGGGGGCCGCGGGCGUCUUCCUGCUGGGGAGCGUCCUGCUGCUGGGGUACCUCCUGCGGGAGUGGACAAGGAGGCGGAGGAAGCUGAAGGGCUCUCAUCCCCACCCCGGCCUGUCCAGCUCUCAGGAGACCCCCAUGGCUCUGUGGGUGCAGCAGGGGCUGCCGGGCCAGCACAACUCUUUCUCCACCCCCUACGUGCUCAUCAACUUGGACUACUUCACCCCCCAGCCCAGCGCAAGAGCCCACGGGGGCCCCUUGCCCCCCCCACUGCCCCCCCAGCCUGGCCGGGACACGGGUCAGGGCCCGGGGCAGAGCAGGGCCACACGCUGGGUGCAGGGGCAUGAGGAGCAGUGCCCGGGCCGCCGUCACAGGACCUGACACUGGCUUCCUUCCCCUCGGGACUCGGCCCACCGCAAAGCUUGAGGGACCGUCCCCUGCUCUGCGAAGACAGGACGCUGUCCACCCCGCGUGCCACGCGCGGGACCCCACGGCUGGAGCUGACCCCUCCUGGUGCCGCCCGCCCCGGAGCCAUUGUGACAGGAUGGGAAUUUUCUGUAACGUUUUCUAUGAAGACUGUGUGUGCCUCAGUUUCCCCUAUACUGGGGUUGGAAAAGGGGCUCGCUCUCGAGCUGGGCCCGACACAGGGAACCGGCGCCUGGCUGUCUCGGGUCUCUGGAGACAAUGGCAAAGCCAGUCACCGGGACAUUUGGUACCUAGCACCAAGCGGCCACGAAUGGCCCCCGCCCGCAGGGAGCCGGCCGGGUGGGCGCAGCCGGAGAGCCGAGAACUGAGCCUGGCCGGGCUCUGGGUAACCCAGACGGGCUGGGCUGAACCUCUCUGUUCCCCACAGAUAAACCGCUUGGGGGGGAAGAACCGGUCUCUGCGAGCCCCCCCGCCCCGUUCCUGUAGGUCCUACAGAGAAACAGACUGCUUGAUCCGCUCUCUUGGCCGGGGGGCGGGUGCUUUAUUCGGUAAUAAACCCGGCUGGUCCGACA
Molecule: messenger RNA, 1867 nt
Organism: Caretta caretta (loggerhead turtle)
Lineage: Eukaryota; Metazoa; Chordata; Testudines; Cheloniidae
Gene: PVRIG
Product: PVR related immunoglobulin domain containing
Biological process (GO): negative regulation of T cell receptor signaling pathway
Cellular component (GO): plasma membrane
Molecular function (GO): signaling receptor activity
Source: RefSeq, a predicted model, not a curated record